Serpula lacrymans var. lacrymans S7.9 is the source of this 510-nucleotide messenger RNA. RefSeq lists its product as uncharacterized. The record is from RefSeq and is a predicted model, not a curated record. The coding region runs from base 68 to 400 and encodes 110 amino acids. Lineage: Eukaryota; Fungi; Basidiomycota; Agaricomycetes; Boletales; Serpulaceae. The transcript has 3 exons.
UUGGGCUAGCUUUCGUCACGCGCGGCAGCAGCACGAAGCCACAGGUAGAUGGAAAAUCAGUGCUGUGAUGAUGGCCGUCGUCAAGGAUAGUGCUUACUCCUUUCCUUUAGUGGUAGCAUCGAGUGCAAUUGAAAUGGCCCUGGACCUUGUGAUUCCGGAGUUGUACUUGGGGAUGCUGACUAGUACUUCCAACUCCUUUUUAGUGAUUCUGAGUACACGCAUGGUUAUCAAUCUCCGGGAGUCAUUUUCAACUUCUCCUAUAGCACGGGUAGAUGGUAUGGCUCUCGAUACAUUUCCCACAAGUUCUCAAGCGAGCGCAGACGACGCAGUGUUUAGGACAACAUUACAAUUUACAAGUGUACAUUCUCCAGCAGAGUCUGCUGGCAACAUUGUUGCCUAGCUUUAUGUUCCCAGUCCUAUUGGCCUACAGUACACAUCCUCUCCAAUUUCUCAGUUAAAACAUGUAUAUUAUAUAUAGUGCAAGCUUUUUGUAUGGAUAUGAUAUUGUUC